CUUGUAUAGAAAAUUAUUUUAUAGAAAUGACAGUAGAUGGCAAUUUAGCUUUGUAUUGGACUAGACAAGGAGCACCGAUUCAGGAACGUCUCAUCAUUGGAUCUCUUUAUUUCUUUUCUGCACUUAUUUUUCUGAUUCUUCAAUUGUCUGUUAUUUUUGUUUUUUGCUUCUACAAAGACUUGCGGAAUCAUCUUUGCUACAGAAUUAUGCUUUUUAUUUCAAUAGCUGAUAGUAUUCAACUUGUAGUUCAUGCUUAUGGUGGUAUAAUAUGCAUAAUCGACAACUCCUUCAGUUUCUAUCUUGAAAAGAUAGCUGGCGGUCUAGCAAAUUCACUAUCCUUACUUAACUGGCCAAUUUGCUUAGUUUUGGCAAUUAAUCGGUUGCUAGUCUUCCUACCCGCUAAAUUGAGUGAAAGGAAAGAAGAAAUCCUGUUUAAUUGGCUUAUUGCUCUUUCUCUUCUUCAAGGCCUUCCUUUCUUUGUUCUUUAUUUAACACCUCAUGCUACACUUGGAUUUCGUUAUUAUAAUUGGGAUUAUCUUAAACUGGACAUGUUUGAAUAUGCAAAUUGGGACUGGGUUGAACGAACAACAGAAACUCUACCAUUACCCUAUGUGGUUAUAACAUUUAUUGUGUAUUUGUCUAUAUUUUGCAUACUUAUGGAUCAGGUGAGAAAAAUAAUAGUUCGAUAUAAAGUUUGCAAACAAGGUUGUAAACUUAUUACAAUUUGUAAUAGUUUGUAA
Molecule: messenger RNA, 740 nt
Organism: Meloidogyne enterolobii
Lineage: Eukaryota; Metazoa; Nematoda; Chromadorea; Rhabditida; Meloidogynidae
Source: the annotation of a GenBank genome assembly